Molecule: messenger RNA, 1397 nt
Organism: Sinocyclocheilus rhinocerous
Lineage: Eukaryota; Metazoa; Chordata; Actinopteri; Cypriniformes; Cyprinidae
Gene: rnf11b
Product: ring finger protein 11b
Exons: 3
Coding region: 432-896 (154 amino acids)
Biological process (GO): ubiquitin-dependent protein catabolic process
Cellular component (GO): ubiquitin ligase complex
Molecular function (GO): ubiquitin protein ligase activity
Source: RefSeq, a predicted model, not a curated record
ACUUAGAAUGACUGCCUGAAAGGCAACAUUGCCUGAGUCGCCAUUGAGAGCGAGCGCAUAUUUGAUAUUGUAGAAAUUAUCCGUUGAAGGCUAACCAGUGUUUAUUAUUAUUGAGACGAGGAGAAAAGGACAACACUACAUACCACGGCUUCAGGGCAAAUAGACGUAUUUGACAGGUUUAGAUUGUAUGUGUUUACAAAAACAUCGUUUCAUAUCCGUAUCUGACACUUUUUGCCAGGGUUCUUUGUGUAUCGACAAUGGUUUGUUUUUCUCCGUCACGAUCUCUCAUGAUGAUCGGAUCAUUUUAAAUGAAUGAUAGAGAUUUAGUCAUCCUGUUUAAAAGGGCGGAACUCUGGUUGGAGUUAUUAAGGGCAGAAAGCAGGGGAUAGACAGGAUUUCAACAUCUAGACAACAAGGAGUUUGGAAAGGAGAUGGGGAAUUGUCUGAAAUCUCCCACUUCGGAUGAUAUCUCCUUGCUCCAAGAAUCACAGUCAGACAGGGCCAGUUUUGGUGACGCCAACGAUCCGGAUCAGGAGCCGCCACCUCCAUAUCAGGAGCAGAUCCAUGUGCCUGUGUAUCACCCCACUCCCAGCCAGGCCCGGCUGGCAACCCAACUGACCGAAGAGGAGCAGGUGCGGAUCGCUCAAAGGAUCGGCCUCAUCCAGCAUCUUCCCAAAGGUGUCUAUGAUCCAGGCAGUGACGGCACUGAGAAGAAGAUUCGAGAGUGUGUGAUCUGCAUGAUGGACUUUGUGUACGGAGACCUCAUCCGGUUCCUCCCCUGCAUGCACAUCUACCACCUGGACUGCAUAGAUGACUGGCUGAUGAGGUCCUUUACGUGUCCCUCCUGUAUGGAGCCUGUAGAUGCUGCCUUGCUCUCGUCCUACGAAACUAACUGACUGCUGCCUGCACUGACCCCCAACCCCCCCACACACAACCCUUGAGUCCUGUCCUCACAUGGCCGCUUUGCAUAAAGAGACAAACUGUCCGCUCGACUGGGGUGUGGGAUGGUGUGCCUGUGGCAUCAUGGGAUAAAGGAGGCCACACUGAUAAUUAAACCUCUCCUGCAUGGUCCUGCUGGACAGGGAAAUCUGCAGGAGAUCUUUUGCACCCCGACGACUUUAUCAUGUGAUUCCUUUGUCUCUCAUCGACGACACCCAGACAAGCCGGUCACGCACCAUUCCACUGUAGCAACACUUACACUGGAAGGAGAAGAACCUUCGAGAAACAUACCGGAGGACUUUUAAAAACGCAUCUUUAACAUUCAAUCUCUAUUUCUUUCUUUCUCUCUCAGUGUCUGUUUCCAUAAAGGGCUCAUUUGAUUUCUGCCGAAGCUGCAGUGGAGCAAAACCAAUGGCACUGCACAUACACACGCAAAGAAAGAAAAAAAAAAAGUCUCA